Chenopodium quinoa (quinoa) is the source of this 4034-nucleotide messenger RNA. RefSeq names its product pumilio homolog 1-like. The transcript is spliced from 9 exons. Gene Ontology annotation, cellular component: cytoplasm. Gene Ontology annotation, molecular function: mRNA binding. The coding region runs from base 436 to 3555 and encodes 1039 amino acids. The record is from RefSeq and is a predicted model, not a curated record. NCBI's taxonomy places the organism in Eukaryota, Viridiplantae, Streptophyta, Magnoliopsida, Caryophyllales, Amaranthaceae. Gene Ontology annotation, biological process: post-transcriptional regulation of gene expression.
AAUAUUAAAAAAAAAUUAAUUAAUAAAAUAACUCGGCGAAAUUAAAAACCCUAAACUAGGAAACCAAACCCCCUCUCUCUUUUCUCCAGCCACUGUCUGUAAUAACUAAAUCUCACCAUCAGAUUCAAUCUCUGCCGUCACUCUUCCUUAAUCCAACGGCUCAGAUUUCUCCUCUUCUCGUGCUUAUCAUUCCCCCUUCUUUCUCUCACUUUCUCUCUCCUCACUCCUUACACACUUCCUCUUUCUCUCUCUUAAAUUCACAACAAUGGCGAUAAACCUUUUUCUAGGGAUUUUUCGAUCUCCCCCCAACAUUUAACCUAAUUUUCUCUCUCCCCCUUUUUUGAUUUUCCCCCAAAUUCAAGCUCAAAUUCGCUAUUUAAAAACCUCAACUUUUAAUUUUUUUGUGGGUAUUGAUUGUUGUUGGAAGUGGAUGGAAUGAUAACGGAGAGUUAUUCAAAGAUGAGUUCAGAAGUUGGAGUUCGAUCGAUCGAUUAUGGCGAUGAAUUAGUAGGAAAAGAGUUAGGGAUUCUUCUUCGGGAAAGGGAAAGGGAUAUGGAAAGAGGGUUUGACAUUUUCCGAAGUCCGUCGGCGCCGCCGACCGUCGACGGUUCAUCCAUCGCCGGAGGUUUGAACAGAGAAGUGACGGAAGAAGAGCUGAGGUCUGAUCCAGCUUACAUUAAUUACUACUAUUCCAAUGUCAAUUUAAACCCUAGGUUACCGCCGCCAUUGUUGUCCAAGGAAGAUUGGAGGUAUGCGCAGCGGUGGGGCGGUGGUGGGCCUGGGCCUGGGCCCGGGCUUGGUGGGAUUGGUGAUAGAAGGAAGGUUAGCAAUAAUAAUAAUAAUAAUGGAAAUAAUAUUAGAGGUGAAGAGUUUAAUGGAAAUAAUAAUAAUAAUAAUAAUAAUAAUAAUAAUAAUAAUGGUAGUAAUAAUUAUAAUGAUGGUAAUGGUAAUGGUGAUAUUAAUAAUAUAAAUGGGGGAAAUUCAUUGUUUUCCAAAGGGUUUAAUGGGCAGAAAGAGGAUGAGAAUGGCCAGAAUGAAUGGAGUGGUGUUGGGUUGCCUGGGUUAGGGUUAGGAAGUAGGCAGAAAAGCAUUGCUGAAAUUUUCCAGGAUGAUCUGAUUAACUCCAACUCUUCUGCAAGAAUUCCUUCUCGUCCUGCUAGCCGCAAUGCUUUUGAUGAGAGCAUUGCAACCUCCGAGGCUCAAUUGGCUCCUAUGUCCUCAACCGAUGCUAUGCGCGUCGGUGGGAAUAUCCAAGGCAUUUCAGCAGCCCACAACGGUGAUGGUUCAGCUUCUCUUAGUUAUGCUUCUGCUCUGGGUGCUUCCCUGUCAAGAAGCACCACACCUGAUCCUCAGCUCAUAGCCAGAGCUCCUAGUCCUAGGAUCCCCACAGCUGGUGAAGGGAGGGUUAACUCUAUGGAGAAAAGAAGCAUCAACAGUCCUAGUUCUCUGCACGGUACUUCAAAUGGCCCACAUGCUGCUGGGGAUCUUGUCGCUGCUUUGUCUGGCAUGAGUUUAACAUCUGAUCCUCAGAUGGAGGAGGAGAGGCAAAUGAGGUCGCAAUUUCAGCGUGGGAUUGGUGACCAACGAAACCUUUACAAUUUACAUGGUGAACAUAAUCAUGUUAAACAGAACUCUCACUUGAAUUCUGCUGAAUACAAUCCUUUCCAGCAGCAGUCUUUUUCCCAUCCAGCUAAAGGUUCAUAUUCCACCAAGGGAAAAGGUAGUGGUCUUGGAAUGGAUCAAAACUAUUACUUGAGGUCUGAUGGAUUUGACCGCAGUCCAAACUCACCUUCUAAUUUUCACAGUGUUGGUAGCCCAAGCUCGGCCAUUCCAAAUUACAGUCUAAGUGGGCACAAUAUCAAUCCUGCAUUGGCGUCAAUGAUGGCAGGUCAGCUUGGCAGUGGAGCGUUGCCACCUUUGUUUGAAAAUGCUGCUGCUUCAGCCAUUGGUGUGGGUGGCUUGGAUUCCAGAGCAUUGGGAGGUGGUGUAUCUUCACGAGUAAACCUGAUGGCUGCAGCCGCAGAACUGCAAAAUCUCAACAGAGGGGGGAGUCAAUCCCAAUUGGACCCCUUAUAUUUGCACUACUUAACAUCAAAUGAUUGUACUGCUGCUCAGCUCGCGGCUCUGAAUGACCCUUCCAUUGACGGGGGCAAUUCUUACAUGGAUUUGCUAGCUCUUCAGAAAGCUUAUUUGGGAACAUUGCUGUCUCCCCAGAAAUCAGAGUGUGGUUGGCCUUACCUUGGUAAAUCUGCCGGAAUGAAUCAUGGUUAUUAUGGCAAUCCAGCUUUUGGGAUUAACACAGCUUAUGCUGGAAACCAUCUGUCAAAUUCACUUAUGCCCAACUCUCCUGUUGGACCUGGUAGUCCUUUGAGACAUGGUGAGAGGAAUAUGAGAAUGCCUUCUGGGAUGAGGAACUUAGCUGCAGGCAUGAUGGGGAAUUGGCGAUCAGAAACUGGUGGCUUUAUGGAGCAUAGUUUUGGUUCUUCACUGCUUGACGAAUUUAAAAGCAACAAGACUAAAUGUUUUGAGCUCUCUGAAAUUGCUGAUCACGUGGUUGAGUUCAGUGCUGAUCAAUAUGGGAGUCGCUUUAUCCAGCAGAAACUUGAAACAGCCUCAAUAGAGGAGAAGAACAUGGUUUUCCAUGAAAUAAUCCCGCAAGCUUUGUCUCUGAUGACAGAUGUAUUUGGUAACUAUGUGAUCCAAAAGUUUUUUGAGCAUGGAACUGCAUCCCAAAUUAGAGAAUUGGCUGAUAAGCUCACUGGUCAUGUUUUAACACUAAGCCUGCAAAUGUAUGGCUGUAGAGUAAUCCAGAAGGCUAUUGAAGUUGUUGAUUUGGACCAGCAGAAGAAGAUGGUUGUGGAACUUGAUGGCCAAGUGAUGCGCUGUGUACGUGAUCAAAAUGGAAAUCAUGUCAUUCAAAAGUGCAUUGAGUGUAUUCCUGAAGAUGCUAUCCAGUUCAUCAUAUCAACUUUCUACGAUCAAGUUGUGACUUUAUCAACCCAUCCAUAUGGGUGUCGAGUCAUCCAGAGAGUUCUAGAACACUGCAAUGAUGCAAAAACUCAACGUAUAGUGAUGGAGGAGAUCAUGCAGUCUGUUUGCAUGUUGGCACAGGAUCAGUAUGGAAAUUAUGUUGUCCAGCAUGUACUGGAGCAUGGAAAGCCGCAUGAACGCUCUGCUAUAAUAGUCAAGUUGACUGGGAAGAUAGUUCAAAUGAGUCAGCAAAAAUUUGCUUCCAAUGUGAUAGAAAAAUGCCUCUCAUUUGGGGAUGUAACAGAGCGUCGUAACAUGGUGAAUGAAAUGCUUGGAGCUACCGAUGAUAACGAGCCGCUUCAGGUGAUGAUGAAGGAUCAGUUUGCAAACUAUGUUGUACAGAAAGUGCUGGAAACUUGUGAUGACCAGCAACUUGAAGUGAUCCUCUCACGAAUAAAGAAUCAUCUGAAUGCACUGAAGAAGUAUACAUAUGGAAAGCAUAUUGUUGCUCGUGUUGAGAAACUUGUUGCAGCUGGAGAGAGGAGAAUCAGUUUGCAGACUCCCUACCCUGCUCCGAUGGCAUAGAAGAGAAAGGUGCUGUACAGCUAACCGAGGCUAGUUUGAACGUGGCUCUCUACCCUUUGUUUUGUUUUAUGCCUGCCGGUAGCUCCUGUCUAUUUAUUUAGGUUGGACUGAGAGCUGAAUGAAAAAUAAAAGCUGGUUGUACUUGUAAACCUGUAAAUUGUAGCGUUUUUUGUUUCCUGAGGAUAUAUACCUAGAAAAACAGGUUAGGUUGAGGCUCAAAUGGUACAAGAUACCUGAUGCCCCUCCCCCCUUGCCGAGAGAGUAAAAUUUACUGUACAAGUUUCGAGGGUGUAUAGAGAAAGCUAGUGGUCGUGGAGGUGGUAAAUUUGUGACUUGUGACUGUACAGAAUGUUGCUAGCUGCAGAAAGAGAGCCUUUGUGUUAGAGUUGAGGCUAUAAGUUUUCCUUUUGGUGUAUCAGAUGGAUAAUUCCUUCUUUGAAAGAACAAUUUUCUCAUAUGAUUGAGCUUUCCUGUUUUCU